UGGGUUGUUUGGGGGUUUUCUAUUUUUGGUAAAGAUUUUGACUUUGUGAAGAAACUUCAACUCUAGCUUCAUCUCAAUGAUUUUCUUGAUCAGUUCUUGAUUUUCUUUAGUGUGGGAAAAAAAAUAGAAAACCAAUCUUGAUUUUAGGAAGGAAUCUCAAUUCCACUUUUCCCAGCAUUCCAAUUAUUGGAAUUACCAACCAAAAAAACAAAAAGGGCAGAGAGAGAGAGAGAGAGAGAUAUGAUUUUGGAUCUGUUAAAAAGAAGAUAGAAAGCUAGUGCUUGAAGAGGAGAGUGGGUAUUUUAUUCAUUUUUUUAUUUAUUUUAUUUUUAUUUUUACUUUUGCUUUUCGAGGGAAGAUAUAAUGAGUAGAGAAUCGAAGAAAAUGGUAAAACCGGACAAGGGUUGUGAUGGAGCUGAGAAGGUUGUUGUGGCUGUUAAGGCAGCAAAGGAGAUUCCUAAGACUGCUUUGAUUUGGGCACUAACUCAUGUCGUCCAGCCUGGCGAUUGCAUUACCCUUCUCGUGGUCGUCUCUUCACACACCUCCGGUAGAAAAUUUUGGGGAUUUCCGAGAUUUGCGGGAGAUUGUGCAAGCGGACAUAGGAGGUCACAAUCUGGUACGAGUGCGGAUCAGAAAUUCGACAUAACAGAUUAUUGCUCUCAGAUGAUUCUUCAGCUUCACGAGGUUUACGAUCCUAAUAAAAUCAACGUGAAGAUAAAAAUCGUGUCGGGGACCCCACCUGGAUCCGUUGCUGCCGAGGCGAAGAAAAAUCGAGCCAGUUGGGUCGUUUUGGACAAACAUCUUAAACCCGAGGAAAAGCGGUGCAUGGAAGAGCUGCAAUGCAACGUCGUCGUUAUGAAGCGCUCUCAACCUAAAGUUCUCCGAUUAAAUUUAGUUGGGUCGCCCAAAACCGAACCGGAUUCGACGAAUUCCGAUAAUAAUAAUAAAAAUAAUGAUCAGACGAAAAAACAAGAACUCGGAAAAGCUGAUAGUUCUUCGAAUCCAUCAUCAACGCGGGCCCCACUAGUGACCCCGUCGAGCAGCCCCGAGGCAUUCACCGCAACAGAAGCCGGAACCUCGUCUGUCUCGAGCUCCGAUCCCGGAACUUCACCUUUCUUCAUCACACAAGCAACAAAUACUAAUAGCAACAACGUUUUCAAGAAAGCCGAAAAUUUAGCGACGAAAUUACAAAAUCGAGGCAUUGACCAUCAUCACGAAGAAUCCAGUUCCGACAGUGACACGGAAACGAACUUGUCGUCUCUCUCUUCGAGCUUUAGAUCUAAUCUUGAUUUCACGGGCGAUUUGAGAGAGGCAAUUUCUCUCUCUAGAGCAGGGGGGCCACCGCCGCUGGGUCCACCUCCUUUGUGCUCGAUAUGCCAGCACAAAGCGCCCGUGUUUGGGAAGCCGCCUAGGUGGUUCGCUUACGCUGAGCUGGCGCUAGCGACGGAUGGGUUUUCAGAGGCAAACUUUUUGGCCGAGGGCGGGUUCGGUUGUGUGCACCGUGGGGCCCUCCCGGACGGGCGGGCGAUUGCCGUGAAGCAGCACAAGCUAGCGAGCUCGCAAGGCGAUCGGGAAUUUUGCUCGGAAGUCGAGGUUUUGAGCUGCGCUCAGCACCGUAAUGUUGUUAUGUUGAUCGGUUUUUGCAUCGAGGAUGGUAGGAGGUUGUUGGUGUAUGAGUACAUAUGCAACGGAAGUCUCGAUUCACAUCUCUACGGGCGAAAUCCGGAUAUACUAUAUUGGGGGGCAAGGCAAAAAAUAGCGGUUGGGUCGGCACGAGGAUUGAGGUAUCUUCACGAAGAAUGCAGAGUCGGUUGCAUUGUGCAUCGAGACAUGCGCCCCAACAACAUUCUCAUCACCCACGAUUUCGAACCCUUGGUGGGAGACUUUGGUCUAGCUCGGUGGCAACCCGAUGGAGAAACCGGAGUCGAGACCCGAGUUAUCGGAACGUUCGGGUAUUUAGCACCCGAGUACGCGCAAAGCGGCCAGGUCACAGAAAAAGCCGACGUUUACUCGUUUGGAGUUGUGCUUGUGGAGCUAUUUACGGGACGAAAAGCGGUGGAUCUCAAUAGGCCUAAGGGGCAGCAGUGUCUUACAGAAUGGGCUCGGCCAUUGUUGGAAGCUUAUGCGAUUGAUGAACUGGUUGAUCCACGAUUGAGAAGUAACUACUCGGAGAACGAAGCUUAUUGCAUGGUGCAUGCCGCUUCUUUGUGCUUACGUAGGGAUCCUCAGACGAGACCUCGUAUGUCUCAGGUUCUUAGAAUACUAGAAGGCGACGUGGUGGAUUCCGGUCAAAUGUCGACGCCUGAGGGUGAUGUGGGAAGCCGGAGUGGAAGAAUCCGGUCAGAUCAUCAGCUACAAAAAGGCGGCUCCACCAUCGGAAGUGAGUCGUUCCGGCGGUUUAGGUCGAAGCUUUCGCUGUACUCGAGAUAAAUUUCAGGGAUGUAGAUUUUGCUCUGCUUUUUGUGGGCCUUAUAAAACUCGGUCCAGAAAUUCGAAGCUGGACAGAAAAUAUUUUAAACCCGGCCUAAGUUACUUUACGUUGUACAAAAUUAGUGGUUGAUUAAGUUUUUCUAAUUACUUAAUUAUUUAAUGAAAUAUAAUUAUUUGG
Messenger RNA from Erythranthe guttata (spotted monkey flower), 2608 nucleotides. RefSeq names its product inactive protein kinase SELMODRAFT_444075. Gene Ontology annotation, molecular function: protein kinase activity; ATP binding. Gene Ontology annotation, biological process: protein phosphorylation. NCBI's taxonomy places the organism in Eukaryota, Viridiplantae, Streptophyta, Magnoliopsida, Lamiales, Phrymaceae. The record is from RefSeq and is a predicted model, not a curated record.